This is a messenger RNA of Mucor velutinosus, 3900 nucleotides long. RefSeq lists its product as uncharacterized. Gene Ontology annotation, molecular function: ABC-type oligopeptide transporter activity; ATP hydrolysis activity; ATP binding. The coding region runs from base 1 to 3900 and encodes 1299 amino acids. Gene Ontology annotation, cellular component: membrane. NCBI's taxonomy places the organism in Eukaryota, Fungi, Mucoromycota, Mucoromycetes, Mucorales, Mucoraceae. Gene Ontology annotation, biological process: transmembrane transport. The record is from RefSeq and is a predicted model, not a curated record. The transcript has 8 exons.
AUGUCAAAGAAGCCCGACCAGGAGACAACAUUACCCUCUCAAACAGAAACUGACGUUACAAAUACCACAGUGAAAAAGAGGCCCAAGGAUCCCAGUGUGUCGAUAUGGCAGCUGUUUCGCUUCGCUACACCGCUGGAGCGAUUAAUGAUAUUGAUAGCCAUCAUUUGUUCAGCUGGCUCAGGUGCAAUGCAACCUAUUUCCAUCAUCAUUUACGGAUCUUAUAUUUCAAAUGUCACAUCAUCACUUACAGACUACAGUCAACUACUAGAAUCUACCUUGCCUGUGAUCCACACAAUGGCUUACAUGGGCACAGCAGUUUUGGUAGCAUCUUACAUCUCAAACUGCUUUUGGAUUGUUACUGGAGAAAACCAAGCACGUCGCAUUCGAGGACUUUAUGUGCAUUCAGUGCUUCGUCAAGACAUGAGCUGGUUUGAUAUGGCUGCAGAAGGAUCUUUGACUACUCGACUGGCCAAUGACACACAGCUCAUUCAAGAAGGAAUCUCAGAGAAAUUUGGUCAAUUCGUGAUGUUGCUUUCGCAAUUCAUUGCUGGUUUUGUAGUUGCUUUCAUCAAAGGCUGGAGACUUGCUGUCAUUAUGCUUGCCGUUAUGCCACUGCUUGUUGUUGCUGGUGGCUGUAUGGGCUAUUUUAUCACUAAAUAUACCUUGGCUUCCCAGAAUGCGUAUGCAUCAGCUGGCUCCAUUGCUGAGCAAGUGUUCAAUUCCAUCCGUACGGUGUAUUCAUUUUCAUUGCAAAAAAGAUUUUCUGAGCGCUACAAUAACGAACUCAACAAUGCUCUCAAAACUGGCAUCAAGCGUGGCACUUCACUAGGUAUUGGCUUUGCCUUUUUCAUGUUCUUUCUGUUUGGCACCUAUUCAUUAGCGCUUUGGUAUGGUGCAACACUUGUCGUGAGAGGCCAACUCACGGGGCCCAUUGUACUUGUUGUAUUUCUAGCAAUGAUGAUGGGUUUUACGAGUUUGUUGCAAUUACCAGCUAAUCUAUCUGCUGUCUCCUCAGCAUGCGGUGCUGCUUAUAAGAUCUUUGCCACUAUUGACCGCGUACCUGAAAUUGAUGUCGAUGCUCAAGAUGGUGUGGUCCCUGGUUCUAUCAGAGGUGAAAUUGAAUUCAACAAUGUCAAAUUCAAGUACCCUACUCGCCCUGAUCUUAUUAUUUUGAAAGAUCUCUCUUUGAAGAUCAAGCCUGGAAUGACGGUAGCUUUCGUGGGCGCGAGUGGCUCUGGUAAAUCAACUACUGUGCAGCUCGUUCAAAGAUUCUAUGAUCCUAUAAGUGGCUCUGUUACCCUGGAUGGACAUGAUCUCAAAUCGUUGAAUGUCAAAUGGCUGCGACGAAACAUUGGUGUUGUAGGGCAAGAGCCAGUCUUGUUCAAUAUGAGCAUCCGCUCAAACCUCGCCAUGGGAGUCGACAGAGAUGUGCCUGACCAAGAAAUCAUCACUGCCUGCAAAGAGGCCAACUGCCACUCAUUCAUUUCUCAACUUCCUGAUGGCUACAACACUCUAGUAGGUGAGCAUGGCGGCAUGUUGUCUGGUGGUCAAAAGCAGAGAAUUGCAAUUGCUCGUGCUAUUUUGAAGAAUCCUACCAUAUUAUUGUUAGAUGAGGCAACCUCUGCCUUGGAUACACAAUCUGAGCGUCUUGUGCAAUCUGCCUUGGACAAAGCCUCUACCAGUCGUACUACUAUUGUUGUUGCCCAUCGUCUGUCUACCAUUGUCAAUGCUGAUCUCAUUGUCGUCUUGGAUCACGGUGAUAUCAUUGAGCACGGCAAACACAAUGAGCUGCUCAAGAUGAACGGUGUCUAUACUGACUUAGUGCGUAAACAGAUGAUUAAUACCGACCAAAACGAUGCUCCUAAAGACUUGGAUCCUGAGGCCCUCCUUCAGCAAGAGCAAUUGGAUAUAAAAAACCAGACUCAUGUGCUAGAAAAUCAACAGGCACUCGAAAUCAGCCUUACCCACAACAGCACUACUUACAACGACGAAAAGCCUACCGUCUAUCACGACCACCGUACCGCUUCUCCGUCCAGCAAUGCAAGCUCUGACACCAUCAAUGCGUUCGACCUCAAACUUCAAAAGCAAAAGGAAGAAAAGAGGCUGAUGAAAAAGCAAGAUGCGCCUGUCAGAAAAGUGCUGCAACAAAUGCGACCUGAAUGGAAAUUGAUUGCCCUUGGUAUCCUUGGUGCAGCCAUUGCUGGUGCUGUGUUCCCUGUCUACUCGUUUGUAUUUUCCAAGGUGAUUGCCGUCAUUAGUUUACCUGGUGAAGAUAUCAAUCCGGGUCCUAUGCAAGGUGCCAGUCUGUACGCUUUCAUUUUUCUGAUCCUCGGUAUCGCCGCUUUUAUUGGCUUUGGCCUGCAAACAUUGGCUUUUGGAAUUGCUGGUGAGCUAUACAUAAAGCGUCUGCGUGGAAACAUUUUUGCGUCUUACAUGCGUCAAGAGAUUGGCUGGUUUGACAGAGAUGAAAACAAUGCAGGUGCCCUUACAGCUAAGCUGGCGGUCGAUGCUCGUAAUGUCAAUGAAAUGGUGACAAAAGUAUGGGGAGAUUUGACGCAGCUCAUUAUCACUAUCUGUGUUGGCUUGAUCAUUGCUUUCAUUUAUAGUUGGGCUCUCACUCUGAUCAUCUUGUGUAUGGCUCCUUUCAUCAUGGUCGCUACUUCUUACGAAUCCAAAAUUCAUCGUGGUUUUGAGGAUAAAACCAAAAAAGCCAAUGCUGAAAGCGGAGAGGUUGCUGGUGAAGCCAUUCGUGAGAUCCGUACUGUGGCUGCUUUGAACAAGCAAUGUUACUUUGAAGAACGUUACUAUCAUGCUACUGAGCAUCCGCACAAACUCGCCGAGCGCAAGGCCUACUUCUCAUCCAUUGGCUAUGCUUUGAAUCGUGGUAUCAGUCUGUACACGAGCGCUGUCAGUUUCUAUGCGGGCAUGCGUCUUAUCAUCAACGGCACCAUCUCGUUUCAACAAAUGUUCACAACAAUGACUGUAGUCAUGACAACCGCCGAAAGUGCUGGUCGUAGCUCCGUCUUUGCUAGUACCUUUGCCAAAGCAAAAUACUCGGCUAUCGCAUCUUUUGAAGUAAUGGAACGUCAGCCAGAGAUUGAUCCUGAUCUGGAGGGCAUUGAACCUGCUCUUGGCUCAGUGCAUGGUGAUAUCAACUUCAAGAAUAUAGAAUUUGCCUAUCCUGCUCGUCCUGACACUCAGAUCUUCAACGGUGGAUUCAAUCUUACUGGUAAGGCUGGUCAAACUAUUGCCUUGGUGGGAAAUUCUGGCUGUGGAAAAUCAACAACCAUUGGCAUGUUUCAACGCUGGUAUGAUCCUCUCUCUGGUUCAGUCAUACUGGAUGCAAAUAAUGUCAGAUCGUACUCUCUAAACAAUUUGCGUAGCCAUAUGGCACUUGUUGGACAAGAACCUGCGUUGUUCGACAUGUCGGUGCUGGACAAUAUUUGCUUUGGCGUCGAUGAUGGUAUAGAGGUCACCCGAGAAGAAGUCGAAGCAGCAUGCAAGGCCGCCAACAUCCACAACUUCAUCGUUGGUUUACCCAAGGGAUACGAUGAAAGAGUAGGUAAUAAGGGUAGCCAACUAUCUGGCGGUCAAAAGCAAAGAAUUGCCAUUGCUCGUGCGUUGAUCCGUAAACCAAAAGUGCUGCUAUUGGAUGAGGCUACGUCUGCUCUUGAUAGCGAUAGUGAAAAACUUGUACAGGAGGCUUUGGAUAACAUCUUGGAAGAAGGUGGUCGCACAACGAUUACUAUAGCUCAUCGUUUAUCUACCAUCCAAACUGCUGAUUUGAUUUGUGUCGUCAAAGAUGGCCGUGUGUUUGAGCAAGGCACGCAUUGGGAACUACUUUCGCUGGAUGGCAUCUAUGCUGGACUUGUCAAGGAACAAUCUUUGAGUAUCUUGUAA